UUUGGAGUACCGCGCAAGCUCGCCGAAUCCAGAUAUGUCGUAUCUCAGACAAUUUAUCGAUCGCCGUUGCCAUUUUAUUUUCACAGCUGAUGGGUAGUUGAAUAAGAUUUGUUCGUAGCUGAAGUAAACGUCCGCCGCGAAUCUUAAAAUUUAAACAGGUCAUGUAUAUCGAAAUGUGGAGUCUGUUGAGAACUGUUCUGUGUUUGCUUUUUAUAGUUAGCGAUUUAGGCAUUCUAGGAAGCGUUAGUGAAAACGUCAGGGAAAAUGACAGCAAAGUUUCUGGAAUACAAGACAAUAACAUAAAGAAACGCUACGAUGCUGACAUACAAAACUGCAUCGAAAAUUUUGAUAUUCACAGUGAUAAAAUCAUUCGAACGCAAGACUCUUUAGAUAUGGGAGCCAAAUACAUAAACGAAGUGGAAGUAGCAUCAAGAGAAGAAUGUUUAAGACUGUGCUGCGAAACGAAUUCCUGCGAUGUUUUUGUGUUUGAAGAAAAGGUGCCGGGCAGCUGCUACAUGUUCCACUGCGGGCCGGUGGGCGACUUCCGCUGCAAGUUCACCAAGCACCGCAACUACAGCAGCGCCGUCAUGGCGGGCCCGCACUCGGGGAUGGAGGCUGCUUCGGAGCUGGAGCAGCAGAUCCGGCUCACCAAGCACGAGCAACAGCUCACCAACCUAAGGAAGUCUGAGUCACUGCCCGCGUCCUCGGCGCUGGAGCAGCUGCCGGCCAUCCCGGAGUCUGACGGCGCCGCCUCGCAGCCAGCCCCGCCGCCCCCGCACCCAGAAGCGCUGGCCACGCCGCCGCCGCCCACGCAUCCGCCCCCGCCCCCGCCGCCUCCUCCCGCUCCCACUCAGCCUCCCACCACGCCUCCUGGCCGGAGGUGCAGUCGGUACCAGUUCGAGUGCCGGGAGUCCGGAGAGUGCAUCGCCAUCUACAACGCGUGCGACGGCAUCCCGCAGUGCGCCGACGGCAGCGACGAGGCUGUCGAACUGGGCUGCCCGGCCCCCGCCCCGCCACCCACAACAAUACCACCACCACCUCCACCACCACCGCCAACGCUCAGUCCCCCGGUAUACCAACAAGUGGAAAUGCAUCCUGAAGCACCACCAGUUCGCUAUGGACCUUCACAGCAGCAGCUGCCCUCCCAAGUUCAUAAGCAGCAAGUCCUGCAGGGAGAUGAAAGGCAAACACAGCACAUGCAACAGCAACCACUUCAUGCCUACCAGUAUCAGUCUGCUAGUCACAUCCCUGAGAAUGAACCUCUACCUUCACAGCAGCAACAGCAACACCAGCAGCAAUUUAAACAACCACCUCAUCAGCAAAAGUAUGUGGAAAAUGGCAUGUUACUACAUGUCCCAGUGCAGCAGGCUCAACGAGGAUUCUAUAAUCAAGAUUCCUGGCAAAGUCAGCAUCAGUACCAACAGUAUGAUGAUCAGAACAGUCACAUAUUUAACCACAAAGGGAGUGGAUUAGUCACAGAUACAGACAGGUACAAACAUACAGGGAAACACCCAGCUAGGUACAAUCCAGCAGGCCAAUACAAUGAAGUUCCCCAUGAAGAAUUUAACAAAUAUGGCAACAAUGUGCCAGCAAACUAUUACAACAAUGGCCAGUAUCAGAUGCCAUCCCUUCAGAACAACUGGCAAGGACAGCAACAGUCCAAUGCCAUAAAUCCAAACAUGGUGCACACUCCAGAUGAAGUACCUCCUGUAGGACAGUCUAGGAUGUCUGCUGAAGGCCCACAAAGUUAUGGAACUGGGCCUGUGCCUCCAGAUUAUUUUUAUGAGGAAAGCCAGGAGGGGUCAGCUGUACAUGGGACUGCAAGAGGACAACACACUCAUUCUGCACAACAAGGAGAGAGAGAGAGCAUUGUUGACAGUGCAUCUCUGAUGCAGGUUAAGCAUCAACAGCCACAGCAACAACACUUGCAACGGCAACACCACAGAUUACCACCAGGACAAGUAGAAGGCAAAAUUAUUAACAGCCCACCUGAAAACUCACAAAGCAGAAAGAAUUAUGAAUCAGUUGAUAUUGUAGUUUAUACCACUCAAGAACCUUCACUACACAGGGAUUCUGGUAUGAAAGCAAGUCACAGUGAGCACAGCAAAAAUAGUUCACAUACCAGGCAUCCUGUCUCUCCUUCUCAGCCACUAAGGUCAGAGGGACCAGAUGAUACUGAUAUCAUUGUGGAGCCAGUGGAUGGUGAAGCUGCUCGUCCCAGUGGUGCCAUUUUAUCACUUGCACUUGGAUUGUGUGUAACAGGCAUAAUGGUUGUGCUUGUUGGGUGCCGAUUACGUGUUGUUCGGAAGAGACUCCGUAGAGGUGGCAAAUCCCCGUAUGCUCAUGAAGCAGAUUACCUUGUGAAUGGCAUGUACUUGUAGCUCUAUACUGAGCAAUAACUAAUUGAAUCUAACAGAGGCCUUAACAAAUGUGAAACUUCCGCAAGAGUUAAGCAAGUACCAGGAAGGAACUCAAAACUAGAACUGAAAAUUGUUUUUAUACUAUUGUUAUAACAGUUGUAAUAUGUGUGUAACCUCAGUAAUAAUGUAAUCAUAUCUGAUGCAGGGUGAUUUAGUUCAAAUGAGCAUUCAUGUGAUUACAAUGUGUAUUUUUCUCUAGUGUUUCACAUUUAAAUGCCUUAAUGCCUCAUAGCAUUAUCUGUGAACAUAUCAAAGAGAGAACAAUAAAUUCAUAGUUUGAAGAAUGCAGACUGAAUUGUUAAUUACAAAGCAAACUUCUUACUCUUGUUUGUUUUUUUCCUGUGGCCUAUUAUUAAUAUAUAGUAUUCAGUCUGCUAGAAGAUACCUUCUUUCUGAGAGAAUUGUAAGUUCGCUCUUUGUUUAAGGAUUUUGAAAAUGAUUUUGACAAUGUUUUUACUAGCUAUUAUGCUAAAUAUUAAAAUAUUGCAAAACUUUCAUAUUAUCCAUGCAUAGCAUUGGUAAUUGUGCCUCCAGAAAUAAGAGUUAUAAAUAACACUGUACAUUUGAUGUGCCUUGCAUCCUCUGUUCUAGUCUUGCCCCUGAUUUCUGAAGAUUUUUAAGUCCAUUUGGAAUACUUAAGGACUUCCUUUCCCUUCUCUAUAAGGAUCUAGAUUCAGAUAGAUGAAACAUAUGGUUUAAAGCUUCAGCUUCUUUGGGCUUCAGCUAUCAUAUUUUCGGGUUAACUGUGUCCUUAUUUCCACUGAUAUAGUAAGUCGUGAACUAGAUGUUAUUCAGAUUAUGAUGUUCUUUAUAAUAUCAGGACACCUCUAGGCACCAACGUAUUUUAGAACUAAACUUCAGCCUAAAGGAUUGCUGUAUUUUUCUCCAAUAUAGAGCUGUGUAGUUCUUCCACCCAGAAUUAAAUAUCUGUUAAUUUUCUGAGAAUGUCUUUAUACAUGAAAAGAGAAUGUAAACUUGCAAUUAUGGUACAUUAUGUUGAACUUGUUUCAGCUUUUCAUCAGUGAAUAGGCUUUGCAUCAGUGAAUAGGCAAAAGCAGAAAGAAAGUAAAUAUCAAUAAUUCAAACUUGACUUUCAAAUUGAAUGAAAAAUUAUAAAUCUGAAUUUAUAAGAACAAUAUAGAAAGAUAGAUUGCUACUCACCAAGAGAGGAGGCACUGAGCCACAAACAGGCACAGUGAAAAAGAAUGCUAGAACUACUUCAGCUUUUGGGCAAAGUCUUUCUCCAGAAGUAGAAAACUCACACCAGUUACACAACAACAACAACAACUCACUUGCACAUGGCUACUGUCGCUCGCAUGGCUGCUGUCGCUGAGUGCCGAGUCCUCACUGGCCUUGUGCCCAGAGACAGUAGCCAUAGGGGAGUGAAUUGUUAUUGUUGUUUUUGUGAAUGUAUGUGUCUCCUACUUCUGAAGAAAGACUUUGCCAAAAAUCUGAAAUAAUUUUAGCGUUAUUUUUCAUUAUUUCUGUCUGCAACUCGAAAUUUGAAUUUGUAAUAUUACUUUGAUUCUGUCUAUGAAUGUUCACUAAUACAGGCCUGAUGUAUGCAAAAUGAAUAAGGUACGAAGAAGUAUCAUAAAUUUAUAUUUACAAUUUCACAUUCAGUCUUUACAUUUACUUUCAGCUGUGAAAUCAUUGUCACAAAAUCAACAAGUGUCAGAUUUGGUUAAUGCAGGGUGAAAAGCUGAAGUAAAUCUAAGGCAGACUUUUUUUUUU
This is a messenger RNA of Schistocerca americana (American grasshopper), 4154 nucleotides long. Its product is annotated as YLP motif-containing protein 1. Bases 162 to 2381 code for a protein of 739 amino acids. Gene Ontology annotation, molecular function: protein binding. Lineage: Eukaryota; Metazoa; Arthropoda; Insecta; Orthoptera; Acrididae. The transcript has 12 exons. The record is from RefSeq and is a predicted model, not a curated record.